GCGAGAUGCCAAUGGGGUGAUACAUCGUCGGAAACUUGGACUCCGAGUUGGAUCUCGUUCACUGUUCCUUUAAUGCUGCCAGUUUUGCACGAAAUACGUUUUGCGUUACGUUUCACGCGAGCCUGUUGCUUUUGACGGCGAGAAAAAAUCGCGCCGGCCGAAAAUACUAUCCAUUUUGAUGCAGGUAAGACCGGGUCCGUUCUCCCCCAAUUUGUGCCCCCCUCCCUGUCCUCCCUCGUUCUUGUGCGUUACCUUCGUCGCUCGUAUGUUAUCGCGUGUGCGAAAGAUGUGCGACAACUAUUCGACCUGUGAAAUAAAACAGGGAAUUUCAAAUUUAAUCGCUGUCGGAAGUUUUGGGAUUCACGAGUCGUCCGAAUAAAACGAUCGGAGUAUGAUACCGUUAUCAGUCCGUUAUCACGAAUAUUCUCAUCGUACGUUCUAGUCGAUUAGGAGGAGAUACGGUCGACGAUAUUUACAUUUGACACGCUAGACGAAUGACAUAAAUUGACUUGAAUCGGAAUAAAUAUUGAUAUCAUAAACAUGUCUGAUCACUUUGGGCCAAUUACUUUGAAAUGGGAUCCUAAAAACUUGGAGAUACGGACUAUGUCUGUAGAAAAAACAUUAGAGCCGCUGGUGCUUCAAGUUACUACAUUAGUAAACACAAAAGGUCCCAGCAAGAAAAAAAAAGGAAAAUCAAAGAGGGCCAGCGCGCUUGUCGGAACUGUAGAAAAAGCAACUACUAAUUUUAUCGAAAAAGGUGAAAAGAUUGCCUAUGAAAAUCCAGACAUUACAGCAGAAAUGUUAAGCGCUGUAGAAGAAGUGAGGAAAACAGGUGCAGCGAUGAGCAUUGCUGCUAGGGAAUUUUCCGAGGAUCCAUGUUCGUCAUUGAAACGCGGCAACAUGGUACGUGCCGCAAGGAACUUAUUGUCAGCAGUGACCCGUUUGCUUAUUUUAGCAGACAUGGUGGAUGUUCACUUGCUCUUAAAAUCGUUAUACGUCGUGGAGGAUGAUCUGAAAAAGUUGAAGAACGCUUCCUCGCAAGGCGAAUUAAUCCAGAAUAUCAAAGAAUUUGGCAGAAACGCCGCCGAGUUGAUCCACCAGGCGGCCAAGCGUCAGCACGAGUUGAAGGAUCCACAACUCAGAGACGAUUUGGCAGCUGCUCGAGCCGUCUUGAAGAAACAUUCUACCAUGCUGCUUACUGCAUCGAAGGUAUACGUGCAGCAUCCCGACCUGGCGGCGGCCAAGGCGAAUCGCGAUUAUGUGCUAAAGCAAGUGUGCGAAGCCGUAAAUACGAUAAACGACGUUGCUCAAGGAAAAACUCCGCCCGACAGUCAGCAUCCUUACGAAGGUCCGGGCGAAUUGGCUGCUGCGUUGGAUGACUUUGACGAGAGGAUGGUGAUGUCUCCGCUUGCGUACAAUGAGGUUCGUACGCGGCCGAGCCUCGAGGAAAGAUUGGAAAGUAUUAUCAGUGGAGCUGCAUUGAUGGCAGAUUCAUCGUGCACCAGAGAUGAACGUAGAGAGCGCAUCGUCGCUGAAUGUAAUGCGGUCAGACAGGCACUUCAGGAUCUCCUGAGUGAAUACAUGAACAAUUUACAGCGCGCUCGGGGUGGGAAACGGGUAAAUAUGCGAGAAAUGGGCGUCAAGGAACAAUCUGAAGGUUUAGAGAGAGCAAUAGAUCACAUGUGCAGAAAGACCCGUGAUCUUCGCAGGCAAUUGCGCAAAGCUGUGGUUGAUCACGUGUCGGACAGUUUUCUGGAAACUAGCGCACCGUUACAAGCCCUGUACGAAGCAGCGGAAAAAGGUUGGAUCAAGGAAGUGGAAGAAUAUGCGCUUAUUUUCACGGAACAUGCGAAUAAAUUGGUGGAGGUUGCAAAUCUAGUGUGCAGUAUGUCCAACAACGAAGAUGGCGUAAAAAUGGUGCGUUAUGCUGCGGCGCAAAUAGAAAAUCUAUGUCCACAAGUAAUCAAUGCUGCACGCGUAUGGGCUGCACGAAACACGGAUGUCGCGAAGGACAAUAUGAAGGUAUUCCGCCAGGCAUGGGAAAAUCAGAUGCGCGUAUUGACGGAGGCCGUAGAUGACAUUACCACGAUCGAUGAUUUCCUGGCGGUUUCUGAGAAUCAUAUAUUGGACGAUGUCAACAAGUGUGUCUUAGCGUUACAAGUACGUCCCGGUGACGCUGACACCUUAGACAGACAUGCGGGUGCAAUACUUGGCCGUUCCGCCAGAGUGUGUAACGUCGUGCAAGCCGAAAUGGACAAUUAUGAGCCAUGUAUUUACACUAAGCGAGUUCUUGAAGCAGUGAAGGUUCUCAGAAAACAAGUGAUGCCCAAUUUUGAGCAACGAGUGGAGGAGGCUGUGAAUGCUCUUCGCAGCAAUCCAGCGCAAGAAGUGGACGAGAAUGAUUUCAUCGACGCGUCUAGACUGGUGUACGAUGGAGUUCGUGAGAUCAGGCGAGCUGUGCUGAUGAACAGGGCGGACGAGGACUUGGAUCCUGAAGAUGUGGAACUGGAUGAACAUUACACUUUAGAAACACGUAGCAAGUCUAGCGCUCAGACCGGAGAACAUGGUGUAGAUGAGUAUCCGGAGAUUAGCGGUAUUACGACCGCUCGUGAAGCGAUGAGAAAAAUGCCGGAAGAGGACAAACAGAAGAUCCUGCAACAAGUCGAAUAUUUCAAAAGCGAGAAACUCAAGUUCGAUAAAGAGGUGGCGAAAUGGGAUGAUGCCGGCAAUGACAUUAUCGUUCUCGCUAAGCACAUGUGCAUGAUUAUGAUGGAAAUGACGGACUUUACUCGCGGUCGAGGUCCUUUGAAGACUACCAUGGAUGUCAUAAACGCGGCGAAAAAGAUCUCUGAAGCUGGCACGAAGCUGGACAAACUAACUAGACAGAUUGCUGAUCAAUGCCCGGAGAGUUCUACAAAGAAGGACCUCUUAGCGUAUUUGCAACGCAUAGCACUCUAUUGCCACCAGAUGAAUAUUACGAGCAAAGUGAAAGCAGAUGUGCAGAAUAUAAGUGGCGAGCUGAUCGUCUCUGGCCUAGAUAGUGCAACCUCUCUCAUACAGGCUGCCAAAAAUUUGAUGAACGCUGUUGUGCUUACAGUAAAGGCUUCUUACGUUGCAUCGACAAAAUAUCCACGACAAUCCACGGUAACGUAUUCUCCUAUCGUCAUAUGGAAGAUGAAGGCUCCGGAAAAGAAACCGUUAGUACGUCCCGAGAGACCCGAAGAGGUGAGAGCAAAAGUACGUAAAGGUUCACAAAAGAAGGUACAGAAUCCUAUCCACGCACUUUCAGAAUUUCAAAGUCCUACCGAGAGCGUAUAAGCUCUGCCGAUGUAAGUGAACGAAAAAACAGAAGUAAUGUAUUAAUAUAUAUAUACAUACAUAUAGCAUCACCUUUUAAGAGUUAUGUAAGGCCAAAAUAUUUUAUUUUCGAUGAAGUUUAAAAUGUGAACGAUAUAGAAUGUCUGUCGAUCAUUCCAUGGUACACAUGAAUAUACAAUUUAAGUAUGGUAAUUAUUAGUUUUUAAUCGAGAACAAUAAUCAGUAAUAAAAGCGAAUACAUAAUCCCAAGAAAUAACCAAUGCAAUUUUGAGGAACCGAGCGACUAAAAAAAAUCAGUAGGAAUUAAGAAAGGUUGAGAAAUAUAUACACAAUCAUCAUAUUCAAUCUUACAGUAGAGGCGGACAAAUAUCUAUUCCCGCUCAGUCUCGACAGUCUUUGUCAUAUGUCUCGGACGAACUCGCAAGUGAAUAGAGUGAGGGUGAGAUAAAGACUAUCUUCUAUGAUAGGAACCGAGACCUUUCGGGACUUGGACAGAUCGAGACUUUUGAUUCCCGACGAUUCCUAAAGUUGAGAUGAUCCAGCAUGUUACGUGAAUGCAAUGUGUGAGGAUAGGAAAGAUUCUUCCCUGCUCCCAUUCCAUCUAACAGAGCAUCGAGACUCGAGAUCCUGCUCGCUUCCUGCGAGCUUGUAUUUUCGGUAAUAUUUCCGAUAAUAUGAGUAUCAAGAAUCCAAUCUCGCUGGCGGGAACGAGCGGGAGUAAGAGAUUUGCCCGCUUCUAUCUUACAGGGGCACAAUUAAGUAUAAUAAGGAUUUUGUGUUAUAAAUCAUAUUUAUUUGCGAGUUUGAGUACAAUAUGAUUGUAUUUGAGAGUUUUUACUCCCGUGGAUAAUGAAAAAUCUUUACAUUAUCUAAAUUUUUAUAACUAUAAAAGUGAUACAUAUUUUACUCGUACAACAAAUUACCAGAUCACUUCCUGCAUAUUAAUUUAUUUUUCGACAAUAAAAUAUAU
Messenger RNA from Camponotus floridanus (Florida carpenter ant), 4288 nucleotides. RefSeq names its product catenin alpha (gene alpha-Cat). Gene Ontology annotation, biological process: cell-cell adhesion; cell migration. The coding region runs from base 541 to 3318 and encodes 925 amino acids. Gene Ontology annotation, cellular component: adherens junction; catenin complex. The transcript is spliced from 9 exons. Lineage: Eukaryota; Metazoa; Arthropoda; Insecta; Hymenoptera; Formicidae. Gene Ontology annotation, molecular function: cadherin binding; beta-catenin binding; actin filament binding. The record is from RefSeq and is a predicted model, not a curated record.